Messenger RNA from Phytophthora megakarya, 1068 nucleotides. Lineage: Eukaryota; Oomycota; Peronosporomycetes; Peronosporales; Peronosporaceae. The record is from the annotation of a GenBank genome assembly.
AUGGAAUGGGAGAAUCUAGCUUUUGAAGCCACGCCAGACGGUGGAUCCGAAGACAUGGAGAUCAAGAUCCCGCUUACACCCGCGGUGGAGCGACACAAGUACGAAGCUCCACGCGCAAUGCUCCAAAGGCCGAAGACGACGUUGAUCCAGUGUCGUAAGGUCAAGGCGAGUCAGGGUCAAGAUAUUCCUGACCACCUACCUUUGGACAAAUCGCCGUCGGAUAAGUCGCCAUCAGACAAAUCGCCGUCGGAGAUUCAACUGUUGGAUCUAGCGUCUGUCGCAAGUGAGGAGUCGGAUCUGUCGUCUAUCGCAGACGAAGACUCUAUGCCGCAUGCCGUAACGGUCAAGGAGGCGCUAGAAGAUCUCGAUCAAGUAACGUCAGACGUGUGGGCGACUAAUCCGUCAUUGGAGGAAACCACAGGCGUAGUGGAAACGCGAGAAGAGGAGGGACGAGACGGAAUUGAGGUUGUCAGUCAGGAUCAACUACAUUCGAGAGGUCAAGAUCAAGGAAUAUCACCGUCGGAAAGCGGCGGAUUGGAUCUGCUAUCAAUGAUGAGUGUACAAUCUGGGACGGGACAUGUGGCCGGUGAUCCUUUUAACGACAAAUGCGCCGCAUCUAUGACGCAGAAAACGGGCAUGGAUCCACCACCUGUUGUUGAAGAUCAACCAGGCACAUCGGAUCUGGACCUCACCUGGGGCUCAGAUCAAGCUUAUGAUGAAUGUGUAUACUACCAUGAAGGAAGUGAUCUAUACGCGGAAGAUGUAGAUGGUCAGAUGGCGGUACUGCCAGGAGUGCCUAUGACGACAGAAGAUGUGAAAAUCGAGGAGAUUCAUCUAUGUAAAUCUGAUAAUCAGACCUCAGAAGAAAUUGAUCGACUUCGCCAAAGAAUCUGGCAGUUCCGACAUCUCUUGAGCGGCAAGGGAAAUGUCCUUCCGCCGGUGGCUAGAGAUGUAGUGUGCGAUAUUGACGUCGGAGGAGCGAGGCUUAUCGCCCUGAAGUGUCGUAAGUUGCGAAUCCAGUUCAGGGAGAAGCUGGCAGCCUUGAUCAAGGGUCUUGACACGAAGUGA